This is a messenger RNA of Impatiens glandulifera, 642 nucleotides long. RefSeq lists its product as uncharacterized. The transcript has a single exon. The record is from RefSeq and is a predicted model, not a curated record. The coding region runs from base 1 to 642 and encodes 213 amino acids. Lineage: Eukaryota; Viridiplantae; Streptophyta; Magnoliopsida; Ericales; Balsaminaceae.
AUGAGUAUGGACGUGCAAAAUUACCGACGAUAUGGCUUGGUCAUUAAAAAGAUAUUGAAGCUCAAAAACAGCAUUUGUUCGAUAUUUGACAUCCGAAUUGGUGAUGGGCGUGGCACUCUGUUUUGGCACGACCCAUGGUUCGAAAACAAACCAUUGAUUAGUAGAGACGAAUUCCGAGGCCUAAAGAUCCGGAGGGAUUGUGCGGCUGCCACGGUUCAUAACAUUCAUAACGGACUUUGGGUUUCGGUUAUUACUAGAGUCUUGGAAGGCAAAAGAGCUAUUGGUCAUUUGAACGGUCUCAACAUUUGUAAUAUGGCUGAUGUGUACUUGUGGAAAGCGGAAGAAAAUGGGAAAAUUAAGUCAAGUGCAAUUUGGAAUGUUAUUAGGGAAAGAGGUCAAAUUGUAAGUUGGGCUUCACUUGUGUGGUCCUUGAAAAUCAUUCCGAGACACCGAUUUAUUCUUUGGUUGGCUUUUCGUGGUAGACUUAGUACCCGUGAUCGUAUUCUUGCUUAUAUGGAUAUUCCGGACGCCAAUUGUGUUCUUUCUAGUGGGUUUGCGGAGUCCAUUGAUCAUCUUUUGGGUGGCUGUUUUUUUGCGCUAGGUCUAUUUGGAAUCUUUUUACUUUAUUCAUGGGAAUUGUGA